Molecule: messenger RNA, 831 nt
Organism: Zygotorulaspora mrakii
Lineage: Eukaryota; Fungi; Ascomycota; Saccharomycetes; Saccharomycetales; Saccharomycetaceae
Gene: RMR1
Product: Rmr1p
Exons: 1
Coding region: 1-831 (276 amino acids)
Source: RefSeq, a predicted model, not a curated record
AUGGAGAACGACGUUAGCGUGUCGCUAGUCGAUCAAGAUGUGGAUGAGGAUUUAUUAGAAUACGAUGAGGGGAAAAAUGAAUCAAGUAAUUACGAUGAUGGCGGUAGAAACGGUUUAGUGAAUGUCGUGUCUGAAGAUGAUAUUCGUAAAGCUGCCGAGGUCCUUUUGCAAAAACCUUCACCCAAGGUUUUUUUGAAAUACCAUGAGGACACCUUUUUUCUUUUCGAUUGCAAUAAUGAUCCUGAUAAUAAUGAAGAUGAAGAGGUAAUUCCCAUCAUAUUGGAAGACCCUAAGGAAAUUCAUCAAAACUUCACUAACUUGUUCGUUUCGAUACGCCAUUUUUUAGAAAGUUAUUAUGGUAAGCUUGCCUUCAUGUCGAAAGAAAUACUCUUCGACAUACCAUCUCUCGAUAUAAAGCUUUGCGAAGAUAACGUCUACAAUAGCCAAAUUACAUUCAAUGAUAUUCACACAAUUUUCAGCAUUCUAAAGGAGAGGUCUGAUGCUGAAUCAGAGACUGAGGUGCCACCUUUUCUGGAAGCUCUGAUCACGACAAGAACACGCUUUGUUUCUCGCUACAACGCUCUUGUGGAGCUCGCUCAAAGCAGCGGUACAUUCAAAAAUAUACAGCCAUUUAGCAAUGACAAGACGCAUCCUUUGAUAUUAGAUGAUGGAGUUGGUGCACCUGAAAGUCAAGUGAUCAUAAUGAGCGUAGAUGACGAGAAUGUGCCAAUGCAAGAUGUUGAGCUAGCAGAAACGCGCACAACAGGUCAGGAUUCGGAUGAAUUGCUCGAAAUAGUGGAGAACGAAUCUGAGACUAUUGAGAGGAAAUGA